This is a messenger RNA of Corticium candelabrum, 1413 nucleotides long. RefSeq lists its product as uncharacterized. The transcript is spliced from 15 exons. The coding region runs from base 1 to 1413 and encodes 470 amino acids. NCBI's taxonomy places the organism in Eukaryota, Metazoa, Porifera, Homoscleromorpha, Homosclerophorida, Plakinidae. The record is from RefSeq and is a predicted model, not a curated record.
AUGGGGAGACUAGCUAUCACUCUUCAAUACUUGGUGACUGGUGAUUCAAUGCAGACAAUUUCAUUCAAUUAUCGUGUUGGUCACUGUACCUUAUGUGGUAUAAUUGGCAUUUCAUGUGAUGCUUUAUGGGAAGCCUUCUCUCCAGAGUAUUUACAAAGUCCUACCAUUAAACUAGAAUGGAAAAUGUUAGUUAAGGAUUCGACAAAACCUGGAACCUUCCCAAUGUGUUGGGUUACAUUACAUGCUCAGUGUGAAAUAAGCCUUAAUGGUGCUGAUAUAAUGAAGGAUGUCACAGAUGUCUACUUGUUCUUUGUGGAUGUCUCUACCAGUGGCCAAAUGAUUAAUCUGAUUUCUAUUUUCCAGGUGUCACUCCCAGCACCUGAGAGUACUGAUAGCACAAGUAGUGUGGUCAAUGCUGAUGCUAACAUUGACAUUGAUCUUGGUGUCGAUAUUGUGGUCAUAUGUGAAGAAGACAUGAUAAUAGUCAGCAAUGUGAACUAUUUGCUUGAAGAACGUUUGAAGAUGCAGAAGUCUAUUGCGGAAUUACGGAAAACAAAGGUACGACUGCAUAACACCAAACUGGGUAUAACUACAGUGUGGGAUAUGAAUAAGUUUGAGUUACGUCUGGAGCAAAUGAGAGAACUCUAUGAGGGUGACUGCGAAACAGAUUCUGAUGAUUUGUUUUAUGACCCUGAAGAUAAUUGGGAAAAAGACUUGACUUUUUCUCCAACCCCUCCAUCUAGAAUUCGCUCUGUAAGCCAACGAACAGUUUCAACACCAAAGUUACAAGAACUUCCGCCAACAGUGCCAAAAUCAUUACAAGAACUGUUAACAUCACAAGUCAGCUCAUCACCUCUAUCUUCAAGCAGGAGGUGUGUGUCUUCGGAGAUUGUCAGCACUCCUGUAAGUGAAGUGAGUCAGUCUUCAAUGUCUUCACGACUAGACAACCUGGAUGAAACAUUUUUGAAGGAUUUAUUGAAAGAUAUCCCUGCUGUUCCUACCAUUUGUAGAACUAUUAUGUCGGCUGCCCUCUCUCACCUAGAUGGAGAUGUUACGAUAACCAGGCAGAGAACAUUUGCUGACAGAGUUCUAGAGCAGUGUCAGAGUUUGAAAGUUGCAGCUACAACAGUCUUACAGUCAUUUGAUAGUCAUUUGUGUACUGGAAGGGUUCCAUUCUGUGAGACAAGUGAAGUUCGGGGUCAUUGUAUUCAGUCAAGUGUUGCUCUAGAGCUUAUGGUUGACCAAGCUGUUCAGUGGACAACAGAACAGGGAGAAAGGGACACAGAGUCUAAAUUGACAAGAGAGCUGAAAACUAGGCUAAAAGAUACAACAAGAAGAGUUGGUGUAAACAUGGCAAGGUUGAUGCAGCACUCGGGGCAUACCUACCUGAAUACUGACAACAAUCUAAAGUGA